Molecule: messenger RNA, 2459 nt
Organism: Seriola aureovittata
Lineage: Eukaryota; Metazoa; Chordata; Actinopteri; Carangiformes; Carangidae
Product: muscarinic acetylcholine receptor M4-like
Exons: 1
Coding region: 860-2164 (434 amino acids)
Biological process (GO): adenylate cyclase-activating adrenergic receptor signaling pathway
Cellular component (GO): plasma membrane
Molecular function (GO): G protein-coupled acetylcholine receptor activity
Source: RefSeq, a predicted model, not a curated record
UUCAGCUGUAAUCAAUAGAGUUAAAACCAGCUCCAGCUUCAUCAGCUGUAACAUUAAAGUGAUCAAUAAUCGAUAAUUAUAAACUGGUGACACAUCUUUUAUUGCUGGUAUUUAAAGUGUUUAAACGUCGAUACUUGGGACUAAAGUCACAGUGAAUGAACUGAAGGAAACAUCAGAGAGAGGCUGCAGCUGAUAAUCAAUUAGUUGUUGAUAGAGAAAGAUCAAUCGAUUCAUUUUUAUGAAGCUUUAUUUGUGAAUCGAAAAGUGUAAAUCUUUCUGUUUGAACUGUUGGUGGGAGAGAACACCACAUCUGGACAUUUAUAGACUGAACAUCUUCAAUUCACUGUCGGAACAUUUGAUCUGAUCAUUUUCAGAUCAUUGAUGAAUUAAUCAAUAGUUGCUGAUUAAUCUUCUUCUGAUCAACUAACUGAUUAAUGACCUGAUAGCAUUCUGCAGGAGAAGUUCACUUGUUUCCUCCUCGACAUGAACGUGACGCUGCUGCAGUAGAUUCACGUUCUACUGACUAUAACAACUACAUUACCCAUGAGCCUCAGCUGAUGACUCACAGUUGUAAAAGCAGAAUUCGUUGCUGCAUCAACUUUGACCCAAACAAGUUUCUGUAGCUGCAGAUUCAACAGCUGGAUGAAGCUCUGUGAUUGGCUGUUUGUUAGUGAAAUGCAUCUUGGGAGUCGUAGUUGAUUUCUCCUUCAUAUAGCCACAAAGAAAAAGAAUCAACAAAUAUUCAUCAAGAUCCAUAAAUUAAUAAAACUGAUUCUUCAGUUUAUCACACAUUCAUGUCCUGUUACUAAUCAAUCACCUGAUCACAGCAGAUCUUCCUGUGUUUUAUUUUGUAGGAAACAUGGGAGGAGCAUCUGAACUGGACCUCAACUCCUCUGCUUGGCUCCGCCCCUGCAUUAACACCUCCUGUCAGCCUCCAAUCAGAGCAGCAUGUCCUUACAGCACUGCUCAGCUGAUCGGGGUCAUCAUGGUAACCGCCUCCCUCAGCAUCAUCACCGUGCUAGGCAACAUGCUGGUCAUCCUGUCCAUCAAAGUGAACCGCCACCUGCGCACCAUCAACAACUACUUCCUGUUGAGCCUGGCGGCGGCUGACCUGCUUGUGGGCCUUCUGUCCAUGAACCUGUACACGCUGUACCUGGUGGGGGGCCGCUGGCCCCUGGGGGCCACACUGUGUGACAUGUGGCUGGUCCUGGACCACGUGGUGAGCAGCGCCUCCGUCAUGAACCUGCUUCUCAUCAGUCUGGACCGCUUCUUUUGCAUGACGAGGCCACUCAGCUACCCAGCGCGGCGGACGGGAGGGAUGGCGGGGCUGAUGAUUGGGGGGGCGUGGCUGCUGUCCCUUGUCCUCUGGGCCCCCGCCAUCAUCACCUGGCAGAGUGCCGGGGGCAGACGGGUCGUCCCUGAAGGGGAGUGUUACACCCAGCUGCUGGUCAGUCCCGCUGUCACUCUGGCGACAACGCUUCCCUCCUUCUACCUGCCGGCGGUCAUCAUGGUCGUCCUGUACGGCCGCCUGUCCGCGGCCAGCCGCAGCCGCCUAAGCGCUUUGCGGUCCGAGCGGGGGAUGCUCAGGACGUCCAGUCCCUCCGUUAAAGACUUCCUCCUGAAGCGACGCAGUUGGGUGGCCAGUGACCCCACCUCAGACCUGUCUCUGAACCAAUCAGAGUCCAGCACCUCAAAGACCAGAAGGAACCGGAGAGCGUCCAGAAGUCCUGGAGACACGUCAGACGUCUGUCCGUCUCCCCAGCCGUGUCUCACUCAGACCGCCGCCUGCCGCACCACAGAAGAAGACUACAACAAGAUGGAGAACGAGUCCUCGUCCACCGCCGACCUCCACAGGAUGGCCUCGGCGGCGCUCUCCUGUCCCAGCUUCAGGUUGGAGGACAGGAGGAGACGGCGAGUGAUGGCGAGGGAGAGGAGGGUCACCAAGACCAUCCUGGCCAUCCUGCUGGCCUUCAUCCUCACCUGGACUCCCUACAACAUCAUGGCAGUGGUCGCGGCCUUCUGUCACGUGUGUGUCCCACAGAGUCUGUGGACCACAGGUUACUGGCUCUGCUACGUCAACAGCGCCAUCAACCCCGCCUGCUACGCCCUGUGCAGCGUCACCUUCAGGAAAACCUUCUGCCGCCUGUUGCGCUGCUGCCGGUGACACUGAUGUGGUUACAGAUGCGGCUAAGUCUUUGUUCGCCUUGUACGAUCUGUGAUGAUGUCACUCAGGGUUUGAAGUCACAGAGUGACGUGGAGCCGCUUGAAGUUUCUUCUCAACAUGAACUCAGCUGACGUUGCCAUGACGAAGACAGUCAGACGUGAAUCAAAUGACACACUGUCACUUUUAACCUCAGUUGAAUGAUGAUGUGAAGCUCUGUGAUUGGCUGUUUGCACCUGAGAGAACUCAUGUGACAUGCUAACCGUCGCCAUGGUAACACGUGGUAGAACCAGGAGCU